UUCCAUCCAUUUUUCUGGCCAUUCCUGAACUAGUCGGGUGGAUAAUUGUUUUGCAUUGAAGUGUGAAAAAGUGUUUUUCUAUCUGCGUGUCAAAGUGUCACUUUUCUGAAGAAGGAAGGGACAACACCUUCUCCCCAGAGCCAGCGCCGCUGCCAGUCCUCUACGACAACGUCUUGGUUUUUUGGGUAGCGGCCUGCGCCAUAGAGCUGACGACAAUUUGGUGGUGUUUCUUACUGUGCGUGAAGUUUUGAUCCGGAACAAGCGAGGAAAUUUCAUUGAGGAAAGAACUCACAGAAAAAGAAAUAAGUUGUGAAAUUAUCCACUAUCAAAAAGUGCAAAAAGUUGCGGUCGCUACUUUUUCAUCCAUUCGUCGUCAUCAUCGAGAGCAGAGGAAAUUCCUUGCCACAGUCGAGCGAGCACAAAGCCCCAGCGCGAGUGCAGGCAGAAUUUUCCAGCCCUGAGAAUGACCAGGAGAACCUGAAUGCAAAUAUUUCCAGCGAUGAUAUACGGGAAAAACAAAUAAAUAUAGGAGCCAUGGUUUCGAGUUGAAAGCGAGAAAGCAACACAGCAGAAAUACUAGAACCAUAAACUGCAUCGUGGAAAACGAUAUGCGAUGAUGAAAAAUGGCAAAAUAAUAUUGUAAGUAGAAAGGCGAAAGUUCAACCGAGUGAGUGAACGCACCCUCGCUCACUACUUGCUCCUCCUCGCCGACUCCGGCUCCAGCCAAAGUGGAGGGAAGUGUGUGCGGUUGUGUGUGCAUGUGCAGUGAUUGAAAGCUUCCUUUUGAAAGCAACCGACCGACCAACCGACCGGCAAAGCAGCGCGCAGUGCAAAAAGGAAAAAGUGUUCUCCAAGAGUCCUAAGUGUUGCUGUUCUUGUUGCUGCGCCUGCUGCUGUUGUUGUUGUCGUCGUCGUCAUCGUCCUUAUUAUUGUCGGUGGUUGCAUCAGUGUGGAAAACCUAGAGAAAAUCGCUUUCAAAGACGACACCCCGAACAAAAACUCCAUACAUCAUAGUUUAGUAGGUUCGGUACAAACUGUGGGUGUAAGGGAAACUCCAUUUUUUCUGUGUGGCCAACUUUCUCCGGUAUAGAAGAAGGCGGUGGUAAUACAGCGAAGAAAGAAUACUGCAAGUUCGGUACCCGACAGGAAGCACCAGUAGAAGUAACAAUAGCAACAGCAACAGCCAGUAGUCAAGCCCGGAACGGCGGUUGGCCGGGCGCAACAGGAGGGUGUUGUUGUUAGUGGCAGUGGUGGUGGUGGUGGCAGUGGCAGGAGAGACGAGACAGUGUUUCUGUUGCUGCCCAAGAGUGUCAGCAAGCAAAAGCCAGUCAACCGUAUUUGCACAGUGACGGCAACAGCAGAAGCUGCUUGUAUCAAAACUACACACCGAUAGAGAGAGAGAGAGAGAGAGAGAGAGAGAGAAAACAGCCAGACCAGGAGCAGGGAUUCGCGUACCACUACAUACACACUUACAACGGGACGACGCAGGGCAACAUUUUCCAAAAGGCAUCAUUACGCAGGAUUAUCUCAUCACAGAGCUGCUAGGAAAACGUGAGAUACACGCGCGGAGAAAUACCACAGAAAGAAGAAUAAAAAGACGACGACGUCGACCGGUGAAAAUCACAGUACCGUGAAGCCGGCCGGUCUCUAGCUUGAUACCAACCAACCGACCGACCGAGAAAUCUAGUUUUCCAAGUCAAGCAUCAUUUGCAUAAAUUGGCUGCUACCACCUGCAGAGUAGCGUGGCCACCCACACCCCACACUUUGCCAUCUAGACGUGUCCCGCGUGGAUAAUGAAACAGAUCAAUGUUGCCGUCGUCGGACUGUCCGGUGUCGAGAAGGACAAGGGCCAGCUGGGGGUGGGCAAGUCCUGCCUGUGCAAUCGGUUUGUCCGACCGAAAACCGAUGAUUAUGCGAUCGAUCACAUUUCGGUGCUGAGUCAGUCCGACUUCAGCGGCCGGGUUGUAAACAACGAUCACUUUCUCUACUGGGGUGAGGUGCGUAAAACGUCCGACGAGGGCGUCGAGUAUAAUUUUAGCGUCGUCGAGCAGACCGAGUUUGUUGACGAUGCCACAUUCCAGCCCUUCAAGGUGGGCAAAAUGGAACCGUACAGCAAACGGUGUUCGGCCAUCCGACUUAGCUCGCAGGAAAAACUAAAGUACAUCUGCAAAAAUCAGCUCGGCAUUGAGCACGAAUACGAAGAAGUCGUCCUCCCGGAGGGUCGAUUCCUAGUGGAUGGAUUCGUGUGCGUGUUCGACGUCAGCGUAGUCCCCAAUCGGACCGUCGAGAAGCAGAUCGAGUUCAUCAACCAGAUCGUGAACAACAUCCUGAAGAACAAAAAACCAAUCGUGCUGGUGACGACCAAAAACGAUGACGCCAACGAGUUGUACAUUCGCGAGGUGGAAAAAUUCUGCAGUCGAAAGGAAUACAAAGGUCAAAUCGUGAUGGUGGAAUCGUCGGCCCACGAAAGCAUCAACGUUGAUUUGGGUUUCAUCGUGCUGGCACAGAUUAUCGAUAAGGCAAAGCAGCGCUCGAAAAUUAUGAGCUACACCGAAGCAGCCAAACAGCGAACCGAUCUGCUGAAUGCCAGCUCCGAGUUCGUAACCCGCCUGAUACGCACCCAAAUCACCGAUCACCGGUCGAUUUGGACUAGCUCGUCGAAAAAACUAGCCAGCCACCGGGAGUGGAACGAUUUUUUGGAACUGUUUGGUCAGGAAGCGGGUCAGCGGAUAUUCCGGCGGCAUAUUAAAAAGUUACGUGAAGACUACCAGGCGAAGAAGCUCCAAAGUUACAUGGAGUCGUUCGCGUGUGUCUUGCAGGAGCUUCUACCGGACAUGAACAGUAUUAACCUGGAGCUGGAUACCUUCAACGAUUGGCAGUCUAUUCGGGGCUACUUCCGUAACCAUGUCGAGUUCGAGCAGUAUUUCUUCGAUGCGGUCGAACGGGGUGGCAGCUGGGCGGAGUUGAGCGAUAUGAGCGACAUGGAGGACGAAAACCGGAUACCGUUCGAUAUCCUGGAGACGGCCGAGGCGGAAACGGUGUUCAAAAACCACAUGAACGCACUGCAGCAGGAGCAGAAGCGGCUGGAAUGGAAGAAGCAGUUCAAAAAGCUGCUGGAGGAAACCGGUUACGUAACACCGGGCAAACAGCUGGCGGAGGUCCGGGUCCUGUUUAUGGGUCGCGAGUGCUUCGAAGCCCUGUCGGAGCAUGACUGCCAGCAGAUCUACGAUAACCACCAGCGGGAGCUCAUCGAAACAGCGAAGCACAAUUUCCAGGAGCUGCUUAUGGAACAUGCCGAUUUGUUUUACCACUUUAAAAACAUUGAACCGUCGGGAACGGUCACGCAGAACGACGUGAAGGAGAUCACCGAUGUGCUGCAGGAGGACCUCCGCUAUAAGCUGCUCGAUCGGCUCGAUCAGGACCGUAAGCUGAUGCUGUUCCAACAUCUCGGUUUCGUUCACUGUCCGAUCCGCGAGCACUGUCCGGCGUUUCCGAAUUGCAUGGAUGCGCUGAUUGAACGGAUUUUGAUCGCCAACCAGAACCUACCGAAUCCCCGCUUCGCCCAGAAAGAUGGCCAGCUGCAGUUAAAUUUGAUCGUUAUCGGACUGGAUUACAUUGCGAAUGAUUUUAUCGACAAAGUGCACCAGCACUGCAACGACAACGGCGAGUACAUCGUCGACGGGCAGGUCUACGGACUGAACAUAGAAACCAUCAACCGGGAGAACGAUUCCUUCUCGUUUGAUUUGGCCUCCAAGGGGCUAAUCUGUUGCUACUCGAACAGGCAAACUUUUACCUACAUCUACGAAGUGCUCGACCGUCUACUAGUGGAUAAUCUAGACUUCAAAGAUAGUGUAAACAAUCUGCACAUCGUGUUUAUGAGUGACGAGAAGAAUAGUGAGAGUACCCUGCAGCAGCUGCAAAGUGAUGGCCAAUCGCUGGCGGAACGUCUUCACUGUGUCUUCAUUGACGAGAACGAAUUCUACGCCUCCGGACAGGAGACCCGUUUCGUGGAUACCACACUGAACAGUGUAAUCGACUCGAUUCCCUUCGAGGAACUCAAGUAUGGCAUGAAUAUGGUGGACAUGCCCGAUCUGCGGAUUAUUAUGUGCAUUUUUUGUGGCGAUCCAUUCUCGAUCGAAAACUUGCUGAGUUCGAUGAUGAUCGAACAGUCCUGCAUCAGUGCUGGAGAGCGUAACAUCAUUUUCGAGAUGUUCCUAGGGGACUCCAAGCGACGCGUGGAACUUAUUCUGUCCUCUUACCAUGGGGCGAAUGCCUUCCGAGAUGAUCUAAUCCAUGGUUUUAUCCUGCUGUACUCAAGCAAACGAAAGGCGUCCCUAUCGACACUGAGCGCCUUUUCGCUGAACAUUCCGAACCUACCAAUGCAGAUUGUGUCCGUCUCGGAGCAAGGUGGUGUCAAUGCCUUCUUCAACAACGAAACCUCCCAGAUGCUGAUCACCGAGGGGAACGCCAUAGCCGACAAGCUGCGGGCACACUUCGCCACCGCCUCCGAUGACGAUAACCAGUUCAAAUUCGCUUCGUUUGCUCCCUUCCUGAAAGAGGUCUGGGACAAGAAGCCAGAAAUCGAGCAAGCCUUCAACAUGGAGGAACCUCUGACAAUCGAUUCCGGCGAAGGAACGAUGGAACACUCGAUGCAUCACCAUCACCAGCAAGCGCCGCAACCACCGCCACGAUACGAAAGCUAUCUGAUCAAUGGUUCCUCAACAACCUACCGCAGUGGUAAUCAGCACCCGCACCCCCAUCAACAGCAAAAGAUGCUGUUUGAUAAUCGUUCCAUCAAUUCGUUGGACGAUCUAGACAACCUAAAGCAGCAUCAGCAACAGUAUUCCAACAUGUACUACUACGAGGAUAGCAGUGAUUUUGACAAGGGUGGAAGUAACCAGGGCUUUCAGAUUUAUCCGCCACCAACGACACCACCGGAACCGGCGCCACCUGAUCAUCUGCUGACGCCUUCGUCCAUUCUGCGCCAGUUGAAGGCCAACACGGUUUCGCAAUCGCAGAGCAGCCUCGAGGAGAUUAACUCCGACGUCAGCGGAUCCAAGGACUCGAUCAACACCUACGACUCAGGCUGGCUAGACGACGGUUUUCUAAUCCCGAAGCAGGACAACAAACAGAACGAAGACAUCUGGAAGCAGGUUAAUGCCCACCACGCCUUCACCACCGGUCGAAGACCGAAUCAGACAUCGUUCGCGAAGAAAAUUCGCCCCAAAGGCCCAAGCCAAACAUUGAAGCAGCCGGGAAAACUAAAUCUAAAAAGUUUCGCCAUUGUCAAUGAAGCGAUUGCUCGGAUGAAUAUCGGCCAAUCCGAUGGUCAAGGCCAGCUGGGAAUGGGUGGUGGCCAGCCGCCUCCUCCGAUGACCGAAAAGGAGAAAAAGAAAGCCAAAAAGCUGCUGCAGCAGCAGCUAGAAAAUGCGCCGCUUGCGGCUCCCGAGGAUGAUAGCGAGGACUACGAAGAUGAAGCCGGCUACGAGCAGAUCAACGAUGCAUUUAGCGAUGCGGUUAACAACGUGGCGAGUCAAUUAUUUACCACCUUCUCCGGUGGGCAGCGUGUAAUCGUCGGACCCGAUGCGGCACAGCGGGAAGCCAUGGAUUUGGCUGGGAAGAACAAGCUUCGACAGCGGCGGGAGAAGGAACAAAUUUUCAACAUUCCAGAGUACUCCGAUUCGGAGAGCGAUUCCAGUUCGCUGGAACGCAAACGCUCAACGGACGGGUACUCGAAAAUCAACCGUAAACCACAGACACACAAGCGGCACCGCAAGAAGCGUACCGCAAUCCCAGUGCAGCCGCCAAAAAUCCCGCUGGGUCCUUUCGGAGGUGGUGGCGGGCUCGGUUCCGCGGGGGCAGGUGAUGGCGGAGGACCUCCGAUGAUGGUGUCCAUGCCAGGCAGUGGAGGCCCGCUUGGCUCCGCUCUCGGCAUGCCGAUGAUGUACCAGAAGCUUAAAAACGAAAAGAACAUCGGAAUGGACCGGCAGGAGGAUGAAUCCAGUAUUGAUGUGUCCUCGCCGAGGGACAACAAUUCGCCGAUCUUUGGCGUUCUUCCCAAAAUGGGUGGCGAUCGGGAAAAGUUGAUCACCAAGCAGAAGAACUGGUUCGGUAAGGAGAUCGAUAGCAGCAAGAGCAGUUCCAAAGACUCGAAGGAUUCGGACACCAACUCGAAGAAGACGGCCGGCCGUACCGGAAAGCUGACCGGUAAGAAUGCUAAAAAUGUUCCUCCCGUUCCGCAGCAGCCAUCGCUGGCGAGCUUCAAGCAGUCGGACAAGAAUUUAGUUCCAUUAUUCGUGGAAAAGUGUGUUAAAUUUAUCGAACUGGAGGGACUGGACUCGGAGGGAAUCUAUCGAGUUCCCGGUAAUAGGACUCACGUCGAUCUGCUGUAUCAGAAGUUCGAUGAAGAGGUUGAUGUGGACAUCGAGAAGUUGGACAUUCCUGUGAAUGCGGUGGCGACAGCUUUGAAGGAUUUCUUUUCCAAGCGAUUGCCGCCGUUGUUUGCCGCCGAUAUGAUGGCUGAGCUGGAGGAUAUUGCCGGAUCACGGCCUCAGCAGGCCAUCAGUAGUCAUAACAUGGAUGUGGUGAAAACCGACCGCAGUUGUCGACUGAUUGCGCUGCGAUCGCUGCUCGGUCGGCUACCGACGAAUAAUUUUGCGAUCCUCAGUUAUAUCUUCCAACAUUUCGUGAGGGUCUCGGAAAACUCCAAGCUUAACAGCAUGGAUAGCAAAAACCUAGCGAUCUGCUGGUGGCCAACACUGCUGCCGAUCGAGUUCACCGACAUGAUGCGGUUCGAAACGAUGCGACCCUACCUGGAGGACAUCGUCCAGACGAUGAUCGAUCAGUAUCCGUUCUUGUUCCGCGGUGAGGAAGCCUUCGUGAUGGUCUGAUGCACUGAUGAUCGGGACCGGCCGGAGCAGUAACCGAGUAGCGUAGUAGCGAACAAAAAGAGUAGUCAGUGUCAGUGUCAGUGUCAGUGCAUGCAGUCCGAGUGACUUGUUGAUUAAUUUUUAGUUUGACCCGUCAUUCGUGGAACGCGCCCUCGAAUCGGGGACUCGAAUGCUCGAAAAUUAGCGAUACCAUUUUUAGCUAGGCGUUUAGGGAAACAAAAUCAAGAAGAAAAGAAGGGAAAAUUGUUGUGCAUUUUUGUGUUUACUCUUAGCGGUAUUGUGCGCUUUUAUUAAACCGAAAGGAAAAAGCACGCAUCUUUUCCUUCAGUAGAUGUGAACGUGUAUAUUUAUUGCUUCAAGAUACUCAAACGGGGCUCGAACUAUUUUUGUUUGCUGGAAAAUUUUGCUAUUUUAUUACCACUGCUUAGGAGGAGGAGUCAACGGCGGAGUUUUAGGAACUUGCUACUUAGUCCCGAAUCAGGCGAGAAGGGAGACGUGAAAAAACCAACCAACAUUCUAUUAUAGAUUCAGAGAUAUUUUUCAGAUAACUGGUUUUUCAGUGUAUUUGAGCUAAGUAUGCUAACAAAUAUUUGUAUAUUUACCUGUGUAUAUUUUAAGGCAAAAAAAAAAACAGUAAAACCAUCAAUGCUCUAAAUAGUGGAACAAAUUAUUGAAAAAAAAAUAGUAUCGUUUGUAAGCGAUAAGCCUGUUAAGCCAUUAAAUACAAUUAUUGAUAUGAAAGCGAUAAGCUGUAACAAAUAUGUGGUGAUAAAGUGAAAUACUUUUCGGUAGACUUUAGUUAUUGUACUUUGUGUACUUUUAAGGAAAGAGAAUCGAAACGAACUCAUACUCUAAUUAUACCCGUAAACACUAUAUAUAUACACAAACACACACACAUACAUGGAUAGGAAUUAUGUGACUGUCUCUAAGCGGGAAAUUUAAUGUGUUGAAAUGCUAUGACAUAGCAGCAUAAACAUAAAAAAAAAGACACCGACACGACAAAACCGCGAAACUGCGCUUGAUCAGUGUUUGCCCCCCCAGCAGCUUUAAUGUUUUUAAAUUAAAUUACUUCCUCUGGGAGAGCAUCUGUGUUGCCAUUCGGAACUGGGUGUCAAAUUUGUCGUUGCAUUUUCUUUUGUUAUUCAGUAAUCGAAUCGACGUAAAAUAAAUUCCAUUAACAGUUAGUAGAAACGCAAGACGACGAUUACUAUCGAGACUCUAGUCAACCUCGACCAGAUUUGCCAGAUUUUUACCCCUUAUCUUUUCUCCCCC
Molecule: messenger RNA, 8162 nt
Organism: Wyeomyia smithii (pitcher-plant mosquito)
Lineage: Eukaryota; Metazoa; Arthropoda; Insecta; Diptera; Culicidae
Gene: RhoGAPp190
Product: rho GTPase-activating protein 190
Exons: 12
Coding region: 1794-6890 (1698 amino acids)
Biological process (GO): signal transduction
Source: RefSeq, a predicted model, not a curated record